CCUAAGAACUCUGACAAAAAUCCCAUUACAGCUUAGCUUCCCCGGAAACUCUGCUUCUAAUCUCGGUUUCAUUUCUUCUUCACGGUGCUAAAGAGGCAAUGGGGAGAGGAAAGUUUAAGGGAAAGCCCACUGGCCGCCGCCACUUCUCCACCCCAGAGGAGAUUAUGGCAGGUACCCCUGCAUCUCGCCCGCGCACAUUUAGACAGGAAGAAGCUGAAGUAGAGAAAGAUGAGAGAUUUGGUAACGAGUCCAGUGAGGAGUCUGAAGGGUCUGAAAAAGAACAAAGGCGCAGCCUGAUUGAGAUUCAGAAUCCAAAUCUAGUCAAGCCUAAGAAUCUGAAAGCCAAGAAUGCUGAUACUGAGAAAACAACUGAACUUUCAAGGCGUGAAAGGGAAGAGAUAGCGAAGCAGAAAGCUCAUGAGCGCUACAUGAGGCUCCAAGAACAAGGCAAAACAGAACAAUCAAGGAAAGAUUUAGAACGAUUGGCCCAGAUAAGGCAACAGAGAACUGAAGCUGCCAAAAAAAGGGAAGAAGAGAAAGCUGCCAGAGAACGAAAGAAGUUGGAAGCUCAGAAAUGAGUAUUAAUGGAUUCCCCAAGCCACCAGGAACCAACUGAGCUAUCCGUGUUCGUCAUUACUGGUCAUAUGUUAGACAUAAAUUAAGUACUAAAUACUGGACAUUUAUAUGUUUGGUACUUGUAUUGUCACAAUAAAAAUAAUGUUUCAUUGUACAUUUUACAUUCUGCA
Ipomoea nil (Japanese morning glory) is the source of this 746-nucleotide messenger RNA. RefSeq names its product 28 kDa heat- and acid-stable phosphoprotein-like. Gene Ontology annotation, molecular function: RNA binding. The transcript has 8 exons. The record is from RefSeq and is a predicted model, not a curated record. NCBI's taxonomy places the organism in Eukaryota, Viridiplantae, Streptophyta, Magnoliopsida, Solanales, Convolvulaceae. Gene Ontology annotation, cellular component: cytosol. Bases 99 to 578 code for a protein of 159 amino acids.